AUGGGUGUGCAACAUGUCUUGGCAAUGUUUGGCUCCACCGUACUUGCUGCUUUAUUCUUUUCUGGCGUCGGAACAAUUAUCUUUUACAUUGUUACUGGUGGAAGAGUUCCAUCCUAUGUUGGCUCUUCAUUUGGUUUUAUUGGUGUCGUUGUAUCCGCGACUGGUUUCAAUUAUGUUCCUAAUGGUCCCGGCAACCAACACACUGACGUCGCCGUUGGCGGAAUUCUCGUUUGUGGUUUAGUAUACGGUUUUAUUGGUACAGUAAUUUACUUUGUUGGUCAUGGUUGGAUUGAAGUUGUUAUGCCUCCUGUUGUCACAGGUACUGUCGUUAUGACCAUUGGUAUUCAUUUAUCUACCUCCGCCUUCCAAAAUGCCACCGCUACAACAUUCGAUAGUUGGAUGGCUUUUACCACAAUCAUGCUAAUUUCUCUAGUCAGUGUGUAUGCCCCUGGUAUGCUCAAGCGUGUACCCAUUUUGAUCGGUAUGGUUAUUGGUUACCUUAUUUAUUUCGGUGUUGGAUGGAGUGGUCAUGGUCCUGUCAUUGAUUAUACUGGUGUCUAUGAUGCUCCUUGGUUCGCUGCCCCCAAAUUUGUUAAGCCUAAAUUUGAAGGACAAGCUAUCAGUAUUAUCGUACCCGUCUGUGUUGUACUUUUAGCGGAGAAUUUAGGUCAUAUUAAGGCCGUCGGUGCCAUGGCUGAACAGCCUCUUGACAAGUACUUGGCACGUGCCAUUUUAGGUGACGCUCUUGCUACCAUCGUCUCUGCUUCUGGUGGUGGUCCCGGUACAACCACAUAUUCUGAGAAUAUUGGUGUCAUGGCUGUUACCCAAAUCUUUUCCACUUUGAUCUUUUUGAUCGCUGCUUUCAUUGCCAUCUUUUUAGGUUUCAUUCAAAAGUUCGGAGCUGCUAUUCAUACCAUCCCUUCUGGUGUAUUCGGUGGCUUAUCCAUUAUUCUUUUCGGUUUAAUCACUGUAUCUGGUGCUAGAAUCUGGGUUGAAAAUGGAGUUGACUUUAAGGAUUCUAGAAACAUGUUGGUCGCCGGUAUCCCUGUUGUUCUUGGUGCUUCUAUGCAAACUACUUUAAAGUGGGGCAACUUCCAAUUAGAUGGUAUCGGGCUUCCUACCUACUCAGCCAUUCUUUUAUACCAAAUUUUGCGCGGAUGGGAUGGCCUUGCUAAAAUCUUCCAGCGUAAGAAGAGAGAGAGAGCUAUGAGUAUCAAUUCUCAACAAACCUCUGCUGUAGUAUAA
This is a messenger RNA of Mucor mucedo, 1245 nucleotides long. RefSeq names its product Xanthine/uracil/vitamin C permease. Gene Ontology annotation, molecular function: xanthine transmembrane transporter activity. The transcript has 6 exons. Lineage: Eukaryota; Fungi; Mucoromycota; Mucoromycetes; Mucorales; Mucoraceae. The record is from RefSeq and is a predicted model, not a curated record. Gene Ontology annotation, cellular component: membrane. Gene Ontology annotation, biological process: transmembrane transport; xanthine transport. The coding region runs from base 1 to 1245 and encodes 414 amino acids.